AUGGCACCUAAGAAACCCACUUCUGAAGCAGCUCCGCCCCCUUCGUCCAGAAGAAGUGCGAGAAUUGCUGAACAGCCCAAAUCCACUUCGAUACCUACCAAUGGUGUCAAGGUGAAUUCGAAGAAGGAAGUCAAUUCCCAGAAACGAUCAGCGGAGAAUGAUGCUUCCACCGAUAACAAGAAGGCCAAAGCGACCACCACUUCUAAAGCUUCUGAACCCAAGUCAUCGAAGAAGGAAGAUACCAAAUCCAAGGAAAAAGAGGAAAAGAAAGCUGAAGCUCCUGCGUCUGCUAAAGCCGACACAGGAUCUAAGGGCGCACUGAAACUCGGCGAUAAGCCGCCUAAGAUCACUCUGAAGGAUAACGAGGGGAACGAUGUGGAUGUCAGUCAGCUGGCCGGAGAGAAAGGUGUGGUGGUGUUCUUGUAUCCCAAGGCCGAUACCCCCGGUUGUACAACCCAGGCAUGUGGGUAUAGGGACAACUACGACCAGAUCAAGGAAUUCGGAUAUGAUAUAUAUGGAUUGUCGAAGGAUAAAUCUGAAGCUCAACAGAAAUGGAUCAACAAGAAGGAACUGACAUACAAAUUACUGUGCGAUCCCGAGAGCAAAUUCAUCAAGAGACUCGGUGCAUUCGUACAGCCCAACAAUACCAAACGAUCCCAUUUCAUCUUUGAGAAAGGUACAGGUAAAUUGGUAGACAUAGCUUUAGGUGUGAAACCUGCCGAUGACCCUACAAAUGUCUUGAAGUUCUUGGAAAAACAUCAUAAAUAA
Kwoniella botswanensis is the source of this 768-nucleotide messenger RNA. RefSeq lists its product as uncharacterized. The transcript has 7 exons. The coding region runs from base 1 to 768 and encodes 255 amino acids. Gene Ontology annotation, biological process: cell redox homeostasis; cellular response to oxidative stress. NCBI's taxonomy places the organism in Eukaryota, Fungi, Basidiomycota, Tremellomycetes, Tremellales, Cryptococcaceae. Gene Ontology annotation, cellular component: cytoplasm. The record is from RefSeq and is a predicted model, not a curated record. Gene Ontology annotation, molecular function: thioredoxin peroxidase activity.